AUAGGAAUCUGACGAAAAAGUGGGCUGUGCCCUUGAUCUGAGAGCUCUAACAUUCUUCUGAAUGAAUACAUUUGCUAGUGCAGUACGCAGCAGCUGCAACAGUGUGGUGCUCUGGGUCUCCAGCUCUGCCUCAGGCUCGCUGAACAUCUGCAAGACAAUUUUUUUAUGUUCUGUAAAUGAAUGCUGCCUAAUUGCACCAGGAAAAUGGGCACAGGGGAUUAUAUCUGCAUUGCUAUGAGCGGAGGGGCGCCUUGGGGCUUUAGAUUGCAAGGUGGCAAGGAGCAAAAGCAGCCUUUGCAAAUCGCCAAGGUUCGCAACAAAAGCAAAGCAGCUAAGGCUGGCCUGUGUGAGGGGGAUGAGGUGGUGUCUAUCAAUGGCAAACCCUGUGGAGACUUAACCUACGCUGAAGUUAUCGUUCUGAUGGAAAGCUUGACUGACGUCCUGCAGAUGCUUAUCAAGAGAUCCUCCAGUGGAAUAAAUGAAACUUUGAGUGCUGAAAGAGAAAAUGGAAAGCAUGAUAAAAUAAAAAAUGAGGACUACAGGGAGAGCACUACACUGCAGAUUAAUACAGCCAAAGAGGUACCCCAUGGAGACUCAUGCAUCACAGAGAUAUACAGUGAGACUCACCAGGGAGCAGGAGAAAGCAACAUACGCUUUUCUGAAAUGAAACAAGAGACCACGCAAAGUCACAGAAUUACUCCUAAAGUGAUAGGCACCUCCAAAGCACUUGUGACUGAUGAACCUGCUUUCAGAGGGAAGAUAGAAGAAAGAAGGCCAGGCAAUAUGGUUGAGCUGCAGUUAUCCCUCUCAAAUGAUGGUCACAAGAGCACCAACGCUCCUGCUGUGACUCUCUUAGGGGCAGAAAAAUGCACCCCUUCAGGAAAAGGACACAGUGUACAAGAAGACGGGACCAACCCUGUAAUUGCAAUUCCCCUGAGUAUGAAAGAGGGCAACAUCCAGUGGUCAAGCAAAGUAGUCCAGUUUUCUAGUAGCAAAGAGGUCAAGAUGGUCCAAAGUGCAGCUCCAUCUAUCCCCAGGGUGGAGGUGAUCCUAGACUGUUCAGACAGAGAAAAAGAAGCACCCAAGUCUCUAGCUGAAAGGGGGUGUGUUGAUUCUCAAGUGGAAGGAGGGCAGUCAGAAGCACCUCCUUCUCUCCCCUCCUUUGCAAUCUCAUCAGAAGGCACAGAGCAGGGAGAGGACAACCAGCACUCGGAAAGGGAUCACAGACCUCUCAAGCACAGGGCAAGGCACGCAAGACUCCGGCGAAGUGAAAGCCUGUCAGAGAAGCAGGUCAAAGAAGCCAAAUCUAAAUGUAAAAGUAUUGCAUUGCUGCUGACGGCAGCUCCCAAUCCCAAUUCCAAGGGGGUGUUGAUGUUCAAGAAGCGUCGGCAAAGAGCGAGGAAAUAUACUUUAGUCAGCUACGGGACUGGGGAGCUGGAACGUGACGAAGACGAGGGUGAAGAAGGUGAAGUUGAAGAGGGGGACAAAGAAAAUACUUUUGAAGUGAGUUUGCUUGCAACAAGUGAGUCAGAAAUAGAUGAAGAUUUCUUCUCUGACAUUGACAACGACAAGAAGAUUGUGACAUUUGAUUGGGACAGUGGUCUACUUGAGGUUGAAAAGAAGACGAAAAGUGGAGACGAGAUGCAGACGCUUCCAGAGACAACAGGUAAAGGGGCCCUCAUGUUUGCCAGGAGACGGCAGAGGAUGGAUCAGAUUACAGCUGAGCAAGAGGAGAUGAAGGCACGCACAGUGCAUGCAGAGGAACAAAGGGAAGUCACCGUGUCAGAGAACUUCCAGAAAGUAAGCUCUUCAGCCUAUCAAACAAAAGAGGAAGAAAUGUUAAGACAGCAACCCUGCAUAAGCAAAAGCUAUGCAGAUGUGAGCCAGAAUGAUGGUAAAAUUGUACAACAAAAUGGCUUUGGCUUAGCACCAGACACAAGCCUCUCUUUUCAGUCUUCUGAAGCUCAAAAAGCAGCAUCUUUGAACAGAACAGCUAAACCCUUCCCUUUUGGGGUUCAAAACCGAGCAGCUGCACCAUUUUCACCCACGAGAAAUGUCACUAGUCCUCUUUCAGAUUUACCAGCACCACCUCCCUACUGCUCUAUCAGCCCACCACCAGAGGCUUUAUACAGACCUCUAUCAGCUCCCGCAGCAAGCAAAGCUGCGCCAAUUCUGUGGUCACACACAGAGCCAACUGAACGCAUAGCAUCCAGAGAUGAGAGGAUUGCAGUGCCAGCCAAAAGAACUGGGAUACUGCAAGAGGCAAAGAGAAGGAGCACAUCAAAGCCUAUGUUCUCUUUCAAAGAAGCACCCAAAGUAAGUCCGAAUCCUGCCCUGUUGUCCCUCGUACACAAUGCAGAAGGCAAAAAAGGUUCUGGAGCUGGUUUUGAGUCAGGACCCGAAGAAGACUACCUCAGUUUGGGAGCAGAAGCUUGCAAUUUCAUGCAGAGUCAAGCAUCUAAGCAAAAGGCCCCUCCUCCUAUUGCUCCAAAGCCUUCACUCAAGGUCUCUCCUGCUGCUGGUACCCCAGUUUCACCGGUUUGGUCACCAGCUGGGGCUUCUAACAAGGCUCCCUCUUUCCCAGCUCCAGCCUCACCACAGGCAGCAUACCCUGCACCACUCAAAUCCCCACAGUAUCCUCAUUCUCCCUCUGCCAAUCCUCCAAAUACUCUCAACCUAUCUGGUCCUUUCAAAGGACCUCAGGCAACCCUAGCGAGUCCAAAUCAUCCAGCCAAGACACCAACCACACCAAGUGCUGGAGAAACAAAACCCUUUGAGAUGCCGCCAGAGAUGAGGGGAAAAGGAGCACAAUUAUUUGCCAGAAGACACUCUCGAAUGGAGAAGUAUGUGGUUGAUUCAGAGACUGUGCAAGCACACAUGGCACGAGCCUCAUCUCCAACUCCAUCUUUACCAGCUUCUUGGAAAUAUUCAUCUAAUGUCCGAGCACCUCCACCUGUUGCUUAUAAUCCCAUACACAGUCCAUCUUAUCCUCCUGCUGCUACUAAGCCUUUCCCUAAGUCCACUGCUGCUACUAAAAAUACCAAAAGAAAACCUAAGAAAGGUCUCAAUGCUUUGGAUAUUAUGAAACAUCAACCUUAUCAACUUGACGCAUCAUUAUUUACUUUUCAACCUCCUAGUAAUAAGGAAAGCCUAGCUAUGAAGCAGAUACCAAAGUUGCCCACUUCAAAGCAAGCUACAUCCUUACGACUGCCUGGUUCUGCAUCUCCUACAAACGUCCGGGCAUCUUCAGUGUAUUCUGUGCCAGCCUACAGUUCGCAACCAUCGUUCCAAUCAAAUGCCUCCACCCCAGUAAAUGAACCAUAUACACCGACAGGCUAUUCUGCGUUUUCUAAGCCAGAAUCCACUACAUCCUCUUUGUUUACUGCUCCGAGGCCAAAAUUUUCAGCAAAGAAAGCUGGCGUCAUCGCACAGGAAAGAAGCAGUGGACGUUCAUUAUCACUUCCUGGGAAACCUUCAUUCAUUUCUCGAGCCACAUCUCCCACUUCUCCUCUUAUAUUUCAGCCUGCCCCUGACUACUUCAGCAAGCCAGAUUCAGCAGCUGACAAGCCUGGCAAGAGACUGACUCCCUGGGAAGCAGCAGCAAAAUCCCCUCUUGGUCUAGUGGAUGAAGCUUUUGGGCCACAAAAUAUGCAGGAAUCCAUUGCUGCUAAUGUAGUAUCAGCUGCACAUAGGAAAACACUUCCUGAGCCGCCAGAUGAUUGGAAACAAAAAGUUUCUUAUGAGCCUCCAGUUCCAAGAGCUAGCCUAGCCUUAUUAGGAGGGAAGCAAUCAGGUGUUACAUCAGCCCGAAAAAGCUCCCUGUCUGUGUCAAAUGCCACCACACAGGCUGGCUCUCAGCAGCAGUAUGCUUACUGCAGUCAACAGUCCCAAACAGAUCCUGAUAUAAUGUCCAUGGAUUCCAGGUCUGACUAUGGCUUGUCAACAGCUGAUUCAAACUACAAUCCACAGCCAAGGGGAUGGAGGCGUCCAACAUGAACAGCAGAAGGGCCUAGCAUAUUUUCCCUUCUUCCAACUUCACAAGUUUUAGAUUUGAGUUGGAGAAGGGAAGUUUCUUGCUGGCCUCACCAUCUCUGAACUAAAGAAAUGAGGAGGCAAAACUGAAUGGAGCACAGUUUUCACAUGACUUCAGGGCUAGCAGCUGCUAGAAUACUCAGUUUUAAACCUAACCUAAGAUAGUUCUGUUUGUAAAAGGGGAAAUUUACACUUUUCUUGGAAGUGGGAUGGGAAUGAAGGUGGGACAACCAGUGUCCUCAUUACAAAAAUACAGAAAGGAGUUAGAUGGAGACUGUACAAGCAUUUGCAGUCAAGUUAAUGAGGAAAAGAAAAAAGAAAUUAAAACAAGGGCAAUUUAAAGGCAAGUAUUUUACAGGAUCUUGCAGGUUUUCUGGAUGCGUUAGAUACUCGAGUUCCAGAUUACUAGAUAGAACCAGCCUUGAGAAAGUGUCAGUGAAAACUUAAGAUUGAGGAACAUUAGAUUAUUGUCUUAAGUUUUCUUCACUUCAUUUUACAAAAGAGCUAGCAAAGUAAAUCAAUGAAUAGUUACACUAGGGUAGCACUUAAAAUACAUCUGUGUUCAUGGUACCUGAAUUUCUACAACAUGGAGGCAUAUGCUAGUUUUACACAGUUGUACAUCUCAGAUUGAUUUCAUGACUGUUUCAAUGAAUUUUUACAUGUUGUAAUUAAUUGAGCAAUCUGAGUACAAAGAAAGAAAGGUGUUAGCAACAGAGACCAGUACCGUGAUACUUGAACAACAACAAAAGGGAUGAUGAACGUGUUUAGAUUGUAUUUAAACUGGAUAGCAAGGCAAUUCUGUAAUAAACUCACAUGGGAGUCUGGAACAGCAUUUUCUCCUCUGUGAAAUGCACUACUCACUGAACAUUUACUGUUACAGCAUCUAACAGUCUGACUGGCUGGGCAGUUAUUCUUAGUAUCUAGGUAGCUCAAUGUUUAGAAGGCUUUUGAUUUGUAUUUUAAGUUCAAAAACAUUAAGUUGAUUGUGAACAUGAAGUUGAUGAACGUAAGUUGUUCAUCAAGCACAGUAUCUGUGUAGAAGGCGGUUUGUGAAAGAGGGUUUAUGAUACGUGUUACAAUGGUGUGAGUCUAGUACAAGUAACAAAUAUUUGGACAGUUGGUUAGAGUUAAGCUAUCUUGAUGGAUCUGAAGAGGUGGCAAAUAAUUGUUGCUAAUGAUAAAUACCUUGCAUUUACAGCUUAUUUAAAUAAUAGUCGUGUCUAAAAAUAUACACAUUGCAAGCUUCUUGGGUAGUUUAGAUGUUGUUAAGGCAUUAAAUGAAUACUGCAAGCUUUACAAAGCUCUCUGCAUCCUCCUCAUUUUUUGGGGCAUUCUCUAAGGACCUGGUGGGCACAGCCAACUACAACUACUACAGAAACACUGAUAACUAUCCGUUUUCAAUAAAGUUGUCAGCUCUGCGUAAAGUGAUUAGAUUAGAAAGAACUGAAACAGAUACAUAAGAAAUAACAUACUACAAAACAUUCCCAUCUGCAAACAGCCUUCCAUUAUAGAAAUUAUGAAAUACAAUUGGUAUAAAGAAAAGUAAACCAAGUUCAUUUGAGCAGAAACUUCCUGUGGGAGCAACUAACUGCAAGAAAAAGAUACCUUUAAGGAGUUUAAGGUGGCAGUAAUUCUCUAGUCAAAUAUAAGACUCCUUGAAAUCAACUGAUCCUUUUGUCCAAUUAGGAAAUGAAGACAUGGAAGCUGUAAAUCUUUAAAUUUGGGUCAUAUUGCUAUAGCAUCUUAGAAAUUUAUUUCAUAACUUAUGAAUAUGUAGAACAAAGAUGAUUUAGAAACAUUACGUGAACAAGGCUGCCAUGGUAUGUCUGACAAUGAACUUUGCACCUGGGAGUCAUACACUUACAUAAUCAGAUUAAGUUUUCCUGCCACAUAAAACAAACAAACAAAAAAAUCUACAUUACUCUCUUCAGCUCUCCAUAACGCCCUUUUUCAUCACUACUGGGAAUAUUGCCACUGAAACCAAUGGGACUGUAGUAGUUCCAUUAGCCUUAAGAGCAUGCGUUUGGAUCCAGGCCUGUUUCCCUAGAAAUACAUGCAAGUUUUCACCUGAUUUCAGCAUAAUUGAUAUCUAGCAGUUAUGUUUAUAAGUCAUUAAAGUCUUAGGUAUUCAAUAAAUGUUAGUGUACAUGUAUUUUACAGAAUGAGUACAUUCUGAAAAUUAUUUAAUGCUUACAUGUUUUGCUGAACGGUGGUAUGUAUUAUAAUAAUAAAAACGAUUCCCUGUAUCCAAGACAAGUUCAGAUUUUUGUUUGAAACCACAUCUUUACACUGUUCAACUAGAAACUAGAUUAUUGAGUUUGCAGUAAGACAUUUUUUACCAAAUGCAAUUAUUUUAAUUCUCAUAAUCAAGUGUCUGUCUUUUGAAUUCUCACUGAAAAUAAUGUUAUGAAUACUAAGGUCACGUGUGAAAGAAGGAAUUGAGUGCUUAGGAAGUGUCUGCUUAAUUUUUUGGUAUGUGCAAUUCAAAAUUGUAGAAUUUUUUUCUAAAUUUUUAUAUUUCAAAAAGUUGAGAAAUAGAAUGCUAUUAUGAGGGAUUUAAUGUUGUGAUCACAUGGCAGUUUAGGAAAUCUUACUUCAGGAUCAAGCAUUACAAAAAACACCCAAGUAGGCACCAAGCACUUAAGAACAGCAGAAUAAGAGAGCUUCAGACAGAAUCACUGACUUCCUUUCAAUGUCCCAAGAAAAAAAGAAAACAACAUGACAAUUUCCUUCUAUUGAUAAGGGAUUCAUCAGUAAGUACUUCUAUGAACAUGAGAAUUAAUGGUGCUGAGUUUCCUAUGAAUUUGCAUUUUAUUAUAGAUUAACUUGGGUGUUUAACGUAAUCUACAGAUUUUUCAUUCCUGCUGCUGAAGAUUUGCUAGUUCUCCUUCCCGUAUGGAUUCUCUCAUGUUUAAUACUGGAUAAGUUCAUCCUAUAGCAUUUCCCUCAAUAGCAACACUGAAAAAGCAUAUACAUCCUCCAUUCAGGUGCCUAUUUUAAAAAAGUCUGUGGGAAAUUGAUUAUUUUUGAGGUCUAUUCCACUGCCACAUAGAAAGAAACAUUUAAAAUAUUAUUAAUGAGAGGACAGACACGCGUGGAAGCAAGACAGAUCAUGUAGCCUUGUUUACCGAAGAAAUCAGGCCAAAACCAGAUUGAGACAAUGGACUGAUUCAAAUGGAAGCAGCAGGCCCAGACUAUUAAUUCAAAUGGUAAUGCAUACGUAGCUUUAUGAAUAACCACAGAGCAUCGCUCACUCUGUUCUUCACCCUAUUCCUCCACUAGCAAAGCAUCUUUCUAUCACAAAUAUUUGUAACUGUUGAGUGUGAGUUCUGAAUAUAUUAAUACAAAUAUUUCUUACAUUUGUUUUUGAAUGCACAGAUCUGUUCAAUAAAUGGGAAAAAAAAUCUUGAUUUAUUAAAUGUGGUUUUUGUUUACUCUCCAUUGUUGCUGUUACUAUGGAAAAGAUUAGAAUACAUAAUAUAACUAAAAGUUUACUUUCUUCAGUUACAGUAGAUGAUGACAAUCACUAUUAUUGUUCAUAAUUGUUUUCAUUUUAGUUCCCUUUAAUGCAACCAAAUAUCUAUUCACAUUGCAUUUCUGCUCAGUCACAAAAGGCUGCAUUGUCCUUAUAAAAGGCUGUUCAUUUCUAAAGGCUUUUUGUUCACUGCAAAAGACACUUUGAGAAUGUACACCAGAGAUGUAAAUUGUAUCAUUUAAUAAAGUGAUUUGACCAAUCAGAUGAUAAACACGAUU
Messenger RNA from Phasianus colchicus (ring-necked pheasant), 7785 nucleotides. RefSeq names its product synaptopodin 2 (gene SYNPO2). Lineage: Eukaryota; Metazoa; Chordata; Aves; Galliformes; Phasianidae. Gene Ontology annotation, molecular function: actin binding. Gene Ontology annotation, biological process: positive regulation of actin filament bundle assembly. Gene Ontology annotation, cellular component: stress fiber; Z disc; actin cytoskeleton. The record is from RefSeq and is a predicted model, not a curated record.